Molecule: messenger RNA, 5748 nt
Organism: Danaus chrysippus (African queen)
Lineage: Eukaryota; Metazoa; Arthropoda; Insecta; Lepidoptera; Nymphalidae
Source: the annotation of a GenBank genome assembly
UUGAGCUUUAGCAGUAUUGUGAAACCUCCUGCAAAUGAUGGAAAAAAUUUCGAGCUGUUAAUUUUACACAACAAUGAUAUGCAUGCACGAUUUGAACAGACCUCCCAGCUUAGCGGAGCCUGCACCACACUUGAUAGAGAAGCUGGAAAAUGUUACGGAGGUUUCCCGAGAGUAGCGACUGUAGUGAAAGAGGCUCGAAGAAAAGCAGAAUCCGGCGAAGGUCCACCCGUUUUGUAUCUAAAUGCUGGUGAUACUUACACAGGCACGGCCUGGUUCACAAUCUACAAAUGGAAGGUUGCUGCGGAAUUCUUAAACGCUCUACAACCAGAUGCUGUUUCGCUUGGAAACAAUGAACUUGAUAAAGGAUCAACUAACCUUUCUCCAUUUUUGGAAAACUUAAAUUCUCCGGUCCUGGCUUGUAAUGUUAUUGUAAAUUCUAUGGAAACUAAACAAAAGAUACAAAAGUCGAUCGUAAAAGAUAUUAAUGGUGUAAAAGUAGGUAUCGUUGGAUAUCUAAAGUUAGAUUCAGACAUUCUUGAUAGUACUGGCUAUAUUGAAUAUAUUGAUGAAGUAAUAGCACUAAAAGAAGAAGCGACUAAGCUGAAAACAGAAGGAGUUGAAAUAAUUAUAGCUUUAGGGCAUUCUACGCCUGAAAAAGAUAUAGAAAUAGCAACAGAAGUGGAAAAUAUAGAUUUAAUUAUAUCAGGUCACAGAAAUAUGUUUUAUUCAAAUGGAUCAAAUGCGGAAAUUGAAUUAGAACGGAUCUUAAAACCUGUAAUGAUUACUCAGAAAAGUGGUAAGAAAUUACCAAUUUUACAGUCCUUCACAUAUGAUAAAUAUCUAGGUAAAGUACACGCUGUAUUCGAUUCCGAUGGAAAUCUUAAAUUGUUACAAAGUAACCCAAUAUUGCUAGAUAAAACCAUACAACAAAGUGUUGAUAUGUCUGAUAUUAUCAAAAAAUAUACUGAGGAACAAAUGACAUCAUUGGCGACAAUCAUUGGUGAUACGGUCGUUGUUAUAGAUGGUAGUAAUUGUAAGAAAGAAGAAUGCAAUCUGGGUAACUUAAUAACGGAUUCAAUGAUGUUUUAUUACGCUACCAGAUAUGAAGGUGAACACUGGACUGAUGCCCCUAUUGCUAUUAUAAAUGGAGGAUCUUUAUCGGGCACUUUAUCACCAUUAAUUAGGCCUUUUCCAAUUAGAAGAUCCGAUUUAAUAAACUUUCUACCAGGACCAAGUAACUUAGUGACGAUUACAAUGUCUGGAACCCUGCUUAAGCAAAUGCUUGAAGAAUCAGUAGCCAAUUAUACACUUAACAAUACUUCAGAACAAUUCCUCCAAUUUUCUGGAAUAAGAGUAAUCUACGAUAUUUCUAAAGAUCCUGGUUCUAGAGUGAUAAGUGCAGUAAUUCGCUGUGGGGAUUGUGAUAUCCCAGAAUUCAUUGAGUUACAAGAAGAGAGGUUAUAUAAAAUUAUAAUUCCCUCGAUACUAGCAAGUGGCAAUAAUGGAUAUUCUAUGUUAGGUAACUUAACAAAAGAAAGUUUAAACUACGACGCUGUAGCAACUUUAACAGAAUUUAUUCAAAUGAGAAGUCCGGUGUAUCCCGAAAUAGCUGAUAGAAUAAUCUUAUUAAACGUGCCAGAACACAACGAACCCGAUUCUGCUGCCUCAACUAAAAUAUCUUUAGCAAUAUUAAUAUAUACAAUAUUUACAAUUGCUGUUUCUUUGGGCAAUCAUGAAUUCGACAAUGGUAUCUCCGGAUUAACUCCAUUUAUAACGAACUUAACGUGUCCAGUUUUAGCUGCAAACAUUAUACUUGAUAAAGUUCCAGAAUUGAAAAAGGAAGAAAAUUUGUUGACAUCAGUUAUUUUUAAUAUAAGUAACGUUAAAGUCGGUGUAAUUGGAUACCUAACUCCUGAUACGAAAUUUUUAGCAAUAAAGAACGACGUGGAAUAUAUUGAUGAAGUUGCAGCAAUCAGGCGCGAGGUUAAGAAUUUGAAAACUCAGGGUGUAAAUAUAUUGAUAGCUUUAGGACAUUCAGGUUUCACCAAAGAUAAAGAAAUAGCGUAUGCAGUAGACGGUAUAGACCUUGUUAUUGGAGGUCAUACUAAUACAUUUUUAUGGAACGGCUUAACUUCAGACAUGGAAAUUCCAGAGGGUCCUUAUCCCAUGUACGUUAAACAAGCAUCAGGCAAACUAGUUCCGGUCAUGCAGGCUUAUGCCUAUACGAAAUAUUUGGGAAAGUUACUCCUAACGUUCAACUCUGACGGCGAAAUAGUCAAUGUAACUGGAAAUCCUAUCCUUUUAAACAAUUCAAUACAACAGGACCCCGACGUUUUAGCUAUUGUAAAAAGGUAUCAGGACGAAGUGAACGUGAUAUCAGAAACAAUUGCCGGUAACUCAUCAGUAUAUUUAGAUGGUCUAUCAUGUCGGAUAUCUGAAUGUAAUAUGGGAAAUUUGAUAACUGACGCAAUAGUUAAUAAAUACGCAAGAGAAUAUACUGGAAGUGGAUGGACCGAUUCCCCAAUAGCAAUUUUACAAGGCGGAGGUAUUCGAUCCUCAAUCAUUCAUGAUGGUCAGCGUUUUAAUAUAUCUGUAGGCGAUCUAUACGCUGUCAUGCCAUAUGACAGUAGUAUUGUAAAGAUUUCUAUAAAUGGAUCUAAUAUUGUAAAAAUGCUUGAGCAUGCUGUUGCCAGUUUUGGACCAAGUCGUGGAUCGGCAAGGUUAUUACAAAUGUCCGGUAUGAGAGUGGUUUACGACUUGUCUAAGCCUCCCGGAAAGAGAGUUAAACAUAUCGAAAUUCUAUGUGGAAAAUGCGAUAUUCCCAUUUACUCUAAUAUAAGUUUGAAAGAAAAUUACAACAUUCUUGUGAAUAGCUUUCUUUCAAUGGGUGGAGAUGGAUAUACAGUAUUUAAAGAUUUGCCAUCAACUCCUCUACCAUAUAAUGAAUUUCAAUGUACUUUUGAGUAUUUAAAGAAAAUGAGCCCUGUGCAUCCCUCUAUUGAAAAUCGAAUAAUCAUGGCGAAUUCUCUGGGAAACCACGAGCUUGACGAAGGUGUAAGCGGACUAACGCCUUUCAUUGAAAACCUAACAUGUCCCGUCUUAGCGGCAAAUUUAAUUUUAAAUAAAGUUCCUGAAUUAGAAAAGGAAUCUAAUUUGAGAAAAUCUAUUGUUUUAAAUAAAUCAGGUGUUUCUAUAGGACUGAUAGGAUAUUUAACACCAGACACAAAAGUGCUGGCUGUGAAGAAUGAUGUCGAGUAUAUCGAAGAAGUCGAAGCACUCCAAGAGGAAGUGCAGAAAUUGAAAAAAGAAGGGAUAAAUAUAAUUAUUGGCCUUGGACAUUCUGGAUAUUUGAAAGAUUUAGAGAUAGCAAAGAAAGUGGACGGUUUGGAUUUGAUUAUUGGCGGUCAUACAAAUACCUUCCUAUGGAAUGGCACAGUGCCAGACUCUGAAAAGGCGCUAGGACCUUACCCAACGUAUGUCGUACAAGCGUCAGGAAAACUGGUUCCUGUAGUUCAAGCAUAUGCGUAUACAAAAUAUCUUGGUAAAUUACAUAUGGUAUUUAAUUCAAAAGGAGAGUUACUUAGCGCAGACGGUAGGCCGAUACUUCUAGAUAACACAAUUCCUCAAGAUCCCGAAGUGCUAAGCAUCGUCGAUAAGUACAAAGAUAAAAUCUUAAAUUACACUGAAGAAAUCAUAGGCAAUACUUCGGUACUGUUAGAUGGUCUAAGUUGUCAACAUAAGGAAUGUAAUAUGGGUAACUUGAUAGCUGACGCUAUGAUCUAUCGUUAUGUGUCAGAUUACGAAGGUAGAAAGCAGUGGUCAGAUGUCCCAAUUGCUAUUAUUCAAGGAGGUGGUAUACGAUCUUCAAUAGACCAUGCUGAUUUCCCAGCUCCGGUGACUAAAGGUGAUCUUAUUGCAGUUUUGCCAUUUGAAGGAAUACUUGUCGUGGUCACCAUGAGCGGCAAAAUAUUAUUGCAAAUGUUAGAACAUUCUGUAGAAAACCUUACUCAGUUAGAUUAUCCUGGAGAAUUUCUACAAGUUUCUGGUAUCCAAGUUGAAUACGAUAUGAGUAAACCAUCUGGUUCAAGAGUUGCAAAGGCUAAUGUAAGAUGUUGGAAUUGUAGCAUUCCAAUAUAUAGCAGUGUGGUUGAUACUGAAAUGUACAAUGUUAUCAUGCCUAACUUUCUUUCAAAUGGUGGCGAUGGCUAUAAUAUGUUAGAAGGAUUGCCAAAGCGUGCGUUAAACUACAGCGAGCUAACAUCUACGUUGUACUAUAUACAAAAUCACAGUCCAAUUUUACCAGCAUCUCUUGGAAAUCACGAGUUUGAUGAAGAAGUCGACGGCGUCGUGCCUUUCAUCGCAAACCUCUCCUGUCCGGUUUUAGCUGCUAAUCUUAUUCUGGACGAUGUACCUAUACUCAAAGAACAAUCCAAUUUAUACAAAUCUGUUGUCCUAACUAAAAAUGGUGUUGAAAUCGGAAUUAUCGGCUAUUUAACGCCAGAUACAAGCUUCCUAGCUCCCAAAAAUGAUGUUAAAUACGAGGAAGAGAUCUAUGCUAUAAGAAAAGAAUCAUUAAGAUUAAGGAGACUGGGUGUGCAAAUAAUAAUUGCUCUUGGACACUCCGGAUUCGUCAAGGAUUUGGAAAUAGCAAAACAGGUAGAAGAUCUAGAUCUGGUUAUAGGAGGGCAUUCUAAUACAUUUUUAACAAAUACAAAUACGAGCGAAAUUCCAGAAUAUUCAGAGGGUCCCUAUCCCACUUUGGUACGUCAAAAAUCUGGACGAACGGUAUUAGUAGUGCAAGCAUAUGCUUUUACAAAAUAUCUAGGAAGACUGCAUUUAGUAUUUAAUGCUCAAGGAGAAAUAAUUCAUUUUGAUGGAAACCCAAUCCUUUUAAAUAAUAAUUUCAAACAAGACCCUAUUAUCCUAGAGAUGGUUAACCGUUAUAAACUAGAAUUUAAUGAAAUCAAUAGUGAGGUUGUUGGUUCUUCGAUGGUGUUUCUUGAUGGAGUUUCGUGCCGUAUCAAGGAAUGUAAUUUAGGAAAUUUUUUCACUGACGCUGUUGUAUACUACGCAAAACAACAUGAUACUGUGCAUUCUGACGUUAAUAUAGCAGUGAUUCCUGGGGGCAGAAUACGAACGUCUAUAAGCAAUAAUGUUAAACCAUUCAAUAUUACAAAAGGUGAUUUAAUUACCGUUAUACCAUUUAGUGAUUCGCUAUGUAUUAUAACUAUGAAUGGUACAAUACUUAAGGAAGCGCUGGAGCAUUCUGUAGCGUCUUGGCGUCUUCUCGAUGCACCUGGACAAUUUUUACAAAUGUCAGGAAUGGACGUAACUUAUGACUUAGCAAAAAAAGUGGGUUCAAGAGUAAUACGUGCUAGAGCCAUAUGCUCUAAUUGCAAAGAACCUCAAAUUAUAAAAGAAGACUAUGAGUAUAAAAUAAUUACUUCAACAUUUUUAGCAGAUGGAGGGGACAAUUACACAAUGUUUGAAAAUUUACCAAGAGAUGUCAUGCCAUAUAAUGAAGUCGAAAGUGCGUUAUACUAUUUAAGUAAAUACAGUCCAAUAAAUGCAGUAGUUAGCAACAGAAUAGUUAUUCUUAACGAUAACAAAUUAAAUAGCAUUCCAUUUAGUAAUGAAGAUAAAGAUAAAACGGCUCAAUUGCCGUCAACUGGUCAUCAUAAUAAAACACAUACAGCGAUGUUUUUCUUAUUAUUAAUUAUGAAUUUAUCACUCAUUGGGAGAAGAUAG